Nicrophorus vespilloides is the source of this 544-nucleotide messenger RNA. Its product is annotated as V-type proton ATPase subunit e-like. Gene Ontology annotation, cellular component: plasma membrane proton-transporting V-type ATPase complex; proton-transporting V-type ATPase, V0 domain. The coding region runs from base 83 to 346 and encodes 87 amino acids. Lineage: Eukaryota; Metazoa; Arthropoda; Insecta; Coleoptera; Silphidae. Gene Ontology annotation, biological process: proton transmembrane transport. Gene Ontology annotation, molecular function: proton-transporting ATPase activity, rotational mechanism. The transcript has 4 exons. The record is from RefSeq and is a predicted model, not a curated record.
UCACAUGACAUUAUUCACUCCUUGUCAGCUGACCGAGUCGAGUUUUCAGUCUUGUGGUCAGAUUUGUUAAUAGUUGGAAGAAAUGGGUGCUUCGUAUAUCCCUUUCAUCGUGUUCACCACCCUGUGGGCUAUCGUGGGAAUAGUGUUGCCUUUCGUUGUGCCAAAGGGACCGAAUAGAGGGAUCAUUCAGGUGGUUCUCAUGCUAACGGCUGCGACCUGCUGGCUGUUUUGGCUGUGUUGCUACAUGGCACAGAUGAACCCGUUGAUUGGCCCCAAACUAGACAGGCACACAAUCAUGAUUUUAGCUAAAGAAUGGGGCAACUCUCCGAUUACUUUAGCAAAAUAAUGAAUUGAUCGCACCAGUUAAUCAGCAUUAAAUUUCCAUUUCGUCAAGUAUUCAGUAUAUGUUGUAUAUAUAUUACUACAAAUGUAUGUAUGAGUAGAGUUUUUAUUUAGUUGAAGCAAGAAGGAAAAAACAACUGUAGGUUAUUCAUUAUUAGUGUGUAAUGUUAUGUUAAUAGUAAUAAAUUAAUGUCGCUCCGUU